Messenger RNA from Megachile rotundata (alfalfa leafcutting bee), 1498 nucleotides. RefSeq lists its product as uncharacterized. Lineage: Eukaryota; Metazoa; Arthropoda; Insecta; Hymenoptera; Megachilidae. The record is from RefSeq and is a predicted model, not a curated record.
CAUUAUCCAAGAAGUUUUUAUUUCAUCUGCACGUAUUAGUUUUAAUUGGUCCGAACACAUUUAAUAGCCAAUAUCAACCUACAACUGUAUUUGCUACUUUCAUGACACCAAAUAGACACAGUGAUCUUUUGUUCGGUGCAUUUCUUGCUGCAUAUUAUCAUUAUCGUUCUCCUUUAUUCCAUUAUAUAUAUAUAUAUAUAUAUCACCGAUGAAAUAGAAGGCACUAGAUUUGGUGGAAACUUUAUUGAAGUUAGUAGCAUUGUUUGAUUGAAUAUAAUCAUAAACAAGGUGCAAAAUAGAUUUAUCAACUAUCGUGACUUCAUGUCCCAUGUAUAUGUAUACUACAAUUGGUUCAGAACUCAAUGAUUACUGCCUCAUAAUUACUGUGCUCCAACAGGCGCAGAAUAGUAGGACAACACUAACUGAUGAGGAAUUUACUGAAGUUAGCCACAUCGCGCAAAUUUAAUAUAAUUUUUUAACAAAUUAAUAUGUUACAAUAUUAUUUUAUUUGUAUAUAACUUUUACAAGAGAAGUAAAGUAACCUUUGGUGAAUAAAAAACAACAAAUAUUGCUAUAUAUAACAUACUUUACAUCUCAUAUCUGAUGUAUAAAUAGUUAUAUAAAAAACGCGUCACUGCACAGGCGCACAAUGUAAUAAAUUCAAAUAAAUCAAAAUCAUCUAUUUACAUAGACUUCAAAUAAUAAUCUAUAUAAAUAUAAUUCAAGAUUUAUUUGUUAUUUUAUAAACUCAAACAAUGGAUUUAACAAAGUUUAGUUCAAGAAUCAUAUGUUCUGAUAACAUUACCAGACAGAAUUUGAAGAAAAAGCCAAUAGUUCCAAUUACAUCAGAUGAUGAUGAUCUAUUCUUUCAGAAAAUAAGAUCAAAAAUUGAUAAAGAUCUCUUACAUUCUAAUGAAAAUUAUAAACCAAAUAAUUGUCAAAGCAUAAGCUCACUUAAAAGGAAAAGAUUUAUAAUCGAUGAAGAAACUGAAAAUAUUAUUAAAAGAUUUAAAGAAGAUAGGAAUCAUAAAAGUCAUUCUGUAAAAGUAUUAGAUGAUAUAAGUAUUCCAAAAACUAAUCAUGUGUACAAUAAUAUGAUUAAGACACAGAAUGUAGUAACAAAUAUCAAUGCUAACAAUAUUUUACAACAAACAAAUAAGAUUCCUUCUAAUGUUUUAUGUACAAAUUUGAGCAUUUUCAGAAAUCCUUCUAAUAAUUAUAUAUUUCAAAUGGCUUCAAAACUACAAAAGAAUAUUUUACCAAUAUCUAUCAAUGAAACCACAUUUUUUCAAGAAGAAUAUGAAGAAUCUUUACUUUAUGCAAUGUACCUUACACCUCCAAAUAAUAAGCCAAUUGAUGAUGAUGGACAAUCUUCAACUUGUAGUGCAAUAAAUACUAUAAUAUAAAAGUCAUUAUCAGAAAGACAAUAAUUCUAUGGAUGUAUAGAAUUAUCUUAAUUUUAAACAUACUUUUAUUUGAUGUAAUUAAUGUUGAAUAU